CAAAAUAUUAAUUUUCAUUCAUAUUACAAUAAUUAAAUUAUUAAAUAAAUAGAACGAUGGAGAGAUCGUUUCAUAAAAUGAAUUGUUUUAAAAAUUAUGUAUUUUCAAUAAUUUUCUAUUUAUUUUUGGGUAGUAUCUCAAAAAUUAAUGGAGAUAUUCGUGUAUGGAAACAUUCUACUCAAUAUAAUAGUCCACAAAAUUGGAGAAAUGGUAAAAUACCAUGUGAUACUUCGACAGUUGUAUUUCCAACAGACUUGGAAGCCGAAAUAAGUUUUCUUCCUUUUAAGGAAACAAAAAUGAGUCAGCUAAUUUUACCCCGUACUGGAGUUUUAAAUAUACCAUCGGCUCAUAGCUCAAUUGAAUUUUAUGAUAAAUCAAAAACUGCAGCAUGUGACGGAGAAGAUCGUCUGUUUAAACAACUGAAAAAAGAACGUUGGCUUGACCCAAAUAAUUGGAUUUCAAUCACAUAUAAAAAUAACAUUGCAAUACCCGAUUUAGAACGUAUACCAUGUCAAUAUGACACUGUUCAAUUUCCUGCGGGCAUGGAAGCUGCCAUCGAGUAUCCAAAAGUAACAGUGGCAAUAGGUGCCAUAAAAGUUAAUGAGAGUGCAGCCGGUAAUGUAGUAGAACAUUCACCAGUAAAUAUUUUAAAUAUUGUAAUUAAUGAUCAAGCUGAAUGUCCGUUAAAAUCUGGAUGUUUAUGCCAUCCCGUUAAAUGGGAAGAAGAUGAUCGUUUAGAAAAAGAAACAUGUGAUAAUGAAAGAAAACAUUGCAAGCAAGUUCUUUGUUUGACUCCAAUUCGCCCAGUUGGUCAAUGUUGUGAUAUUUGUGGCUCUGUGCUUUCAAUGAAAUACACAUCAGGAUUUUCAUUAGAAGAUUUUAAAGUAUAUAUUAAAAAUUUUCUUAAGAAAAAUAACUUUGAUAAUAUUGAUUUUUACGUAAGCAAAGUUUGGGGUGAUGAAAUUCAAUUAAUAUUUCGUGAAAAAGACGAAUACAGUACAGUAAGUAACGAUGCAGCUAACCAAAUAAAAGAAUUAAUACAAAAAGAUGUUCAUUUGGGCUUACAAUUUGAUUCCAUUCAUGUGUCUGGACAAUAUUAUAAUCCAAAUGGUGUCAGUGGUAUUAAAGCUUUAUUUUUAACUUUAUUAGGUGCACUUGUGAUAAUUGGUGGCGUUUAUGUAGCUACUAAAAACUAUAAUCAAUAUCCGAUUCUUCCACCAUCAUUAAGAGAUAAUUUAAGAUUGAAUUCACUUCCAUCACUUGGUACCUACUCCCCGUUCAGAAAUUCCGGUUUUAGCUUCGCAUCUUGCUGGCCAUUUUCUUCAUAUAGUGAAUUGGAUUCAACACAAAACGAAAAUAUGGAAUUUUUACCGACUUCACACAUAAAUGACAACGAUGGGCAAAAUGGAGAUCAAGAAUUUGAAAAUCCAUUAUAUAACCAAGAAGAAAGAGUAAAUGACAGUACGAUGGACACUGAAGUGGAAUCUUAUGAAUUAGAAAAUGAUGCCCAAGAAAAUUCAAAAGGCGGAAAUGAAGACGUACCGAAGAUUGUAAAAAUUGAUACGAGUGAUCUUGUAGAGCCUUUGAUUGAACAAAUUGAUUUAUUGGAUACAAGUGACACUGAAGAUCAUGUUUCAAAUGAAUCUUUGACAUCAAAUGCUGGUCAAGAAACAUCUCAAGAAAAUUCAUUGGUGGAUGUAACUAUUGCUGACAAAGAAUUAUAACUAGGUUUCCUUGUUUUAAAAAAAAAUGUGAUGAAUAAACUUAUAAAUAUGGAUUAAA
Molecule: messenger RNA, 1782 nt
Organism: Chrysoperla carnea
Lineage: Eukaryota; Metazoa; Arthropoda; Insecta; Neuroptera; Chrysopidae
Gene: Amnionless
Product: protein amnionless
Exons: 8
Coding region: 57-1724 (555 amino acids)
Biological process (GO): receptor-mediated endocytosis; intracellular protein localization
Cellular component (GO): apical plasma membrane; endocytic vesicle
Source: RefSeq, a predicted model, not a curated record